UUCAUGAAGUAGUAAAUAAACACAAUAUGGAGAUAAUAAGAUUGAGAUUGAUAGAGAUGGAAAUAAUAUAAUUUGAAAAUAAGAACGAUAAAUAAUAAACGCAUAUACGAAGUGCACGCCAUAUUUACAGUAAUGGAAAUAAGCAUCAAGCUGGAACUUUUAGUACUUAUUGUUAUGGAUUGUAUGUAUCAUUUGGCUUGCUUAUCAGGGCAUGUUUGUACAAGAGAGCGAGCUGAGAAUUAUCUAACAUCGUACAAUCAGGCUUUCAUAUGCCAGGAGAGAUAUACAACCAGCUGUGGGCAUCUUGAUUGGAGGAGGUGUACAAAAUAUCGAAUACAAACAUGUUUCACUCCAAAACAAAAAUACGCCAUUCGUUAUCAUCAAAUAGAAGCAUGCUGUUCAGGGUGGAGGGAAGAUGGGUCUGGAAAAUGUACAGUACCUACUUGUUCACGAGAAUGUCAGAAUGGUGGAUCAUGUGUAGCUGUAGGUAACAUGCCCGGAUGUCUUUGUCAAGAAGGUUUUCAUGGAGAUACAUGUCAGCAUGCACAAAACGAAUGGAAGUUGUGGCACACCGUGGCAGUAUCGUCUGGGGCAGUGUUUCUCAUAAUUGUUAUUACCUUAGCUGUGGUUGUAACAUACGGAUGCAAGAGAACAGGUGGAUAUCAAAGACUUCCUCAGAAGGAAAUAAUUUGUUUGAAAGCACCAAGUACAAUAAGUACAUACACUACGACUCAAACAAACACUGAGAACUAUGAUCAACCCAAUGACGACGUGUGUAAUACCGUGUAUCCUUCGGCGCCUCAUAUGACAAAUGUACCAGAUAGCAUACAAAAAUUAUAAAUUAUUGAAUUUGUGAUCAAAGAGAUUAAUUAUUGAACAAUAAAAACUUUAAUAUUUCAUAUUACUGCACACGUGAAAUAAAACACUUGUGAUCAAAAUGUUCAUCAAAUAGUUCAUGAUUAUGAGGAAUUUGAGGUGCAACGAAGCAGCAAUGCAAAGACAAAAAUAACCAAAAUUAAUCGAGAGAUGAACAAUGUGAAUUUCGAUAGUCAAUCUAAUUAUUUUUAAA
Messenger RNA from Mytilus trossulus (common blue mussel), 1069 nucleotides. RefSeq lists its product as uncharacterized. NCBI's taxonomy places the organism in Eukaryota, Metazoa, Mollusca, Bivalvia, Mytilida, Mytilidae. The transcript is spliced from 6 exons. The record is from RefSeq and is a predicted model, not a curated record. The coding region runs from base 133 to 840 and encodes 235 amino acids.